AUGUCGUCUUCAACGGAUUGGAAGGUGGAGUUCCUUCUCACGCUCUACGCAGACGGUGUAGCUCCUUCCUUACGCACCAACAUGCUCACAAAGAUACCCGACUAUGAUCUCGAUGGCAUGAUUCAAGACGGAUACAAGCUCAACAGCCGUAGUGACCGACUCGCCGUCGCUGACUUGGUUUUUGCGAAUGCUACAAAGAAGGCUGCAGAUAGCAACGUCGAACGUAUUGCUAUGAAUGAUCGUGGCCUUGGAACUGCAGAUGGGCCGAACAAUUUCAAUCGUGCGAACUAUCAUGCUGAAGCUGAUGUGGAGCAAAGUGAAUAUUCCAACGAGAGGGAUCUUCGUCGAUCGAACCUCGAAGCCGCAGAACGCGAUUUUGCCCUCGAUGAGGCUCGAAACGAAAAGAGGCCCGCAGCUGUGCACUCUGAAGCGGCCUCUUCCAAGCGAACGAAAACUUCCUCAGAGUUUACUCGCAACAAAGGGCAGUCCCAAAGACACGUAAAGAUCGAAAGGUCUCCAAGCAUAUCCGGAUUGAUGAGUACGGGGGAAGUUAAUGGACUGUCCACUGGAUCUGCCAUCGAUGUCAACGGACCUUCAUCGCAGCGACCACCCAUCACUGGACAGCCUCAGCCAUUCGCACAUACUACAAAGCCCAGGAUCGACAAAAUCAUGGGCUUCAAACGCGCAUUCACGUUGUAUCAACAAUAUCCUGUUCGCCUCUGA
This is a messenger RNA of Plenodomus lingam JN3, 723 nucleotides long. The record is from RefSeq and is a predicted model, not a curated record. NCBI's taxonomy places the organism in Eukaryota, Fungi, Ascomycota, Dothideomycetes, Pleosporales, Leptosphaeriaceae.